Messenger RNA from Amblyraja radiata (thorny skate), 3886 nucleotides. It is a transcript of the gene sytl4, whose product is annotated as synaptotagmin-like 4. The transcript has 17 exons. Gene Ontology annotation, molecular function: phospholipid binding; neurexin family protein binding; small GTPase binding. The coding region runs from base 595 to 2706 and encodes 703 amino acids. The record is from RefSeq and is a predicted model, not a curated record. Gene Ontology annotation, cellular component: exocytic vesicle; plasma membrane. NCBI's taxonomy places the organism in Eukaryota, Metazoa, Chordata, Chondrichthyes, Rajiformes, Rajidae. Gene Ontology annotation, biological process: intracellular protein transport; exocytosis.
UGCUGCCGCAGACCGCGCUGUGCAGGAGGAGCGCGACUCCGACGUACUUUCGCCACCAAGCGGCUUCGUCCAGUGUUCAGCUCAAAAGUUUUUAACAACAAUUCGCUUCCGGAAACAGCGGAAGAAAGUCAGAAUCCGACCCGAGGGGAUUAGAUCUUCUUGGGAGAGGAAUUCAGUUGUGUUCUGCACCUGAAAGGUCCAGUUUGGUGGAAUGUUUAAAAGACUGGAACCAAAUUGGAGGUUGUGAAUUGAGUUUGCUGAGUGGAUUGGACAGCAAGAUGAUGUCAAAGUGGAUCACCAUCGGUGGACAUUCUCAUGAGUUGGAGACUUAACACGGACAUUGGGCAGCCUCAUGAGUUGAAGACUUGAUGCAGAAAUCAGUCCGGCUCAGAAUAAUUGCGGUUAGUGAAUGCGCAGCAUUGUCUACAAACAUUGAUAUUCUUUUUCUUAGAAAGAAUUUAAACACUGAAAGCUUUACAUUGAUAGCUCAACAUUCAAUUUCAGUUUUGAACAUUCUGCAAUUUCCUUCCGUGGCCCACACUUCGUAAGGAGGAGAUUGUUGCAGUCGGUGACCCUCUUGGUGAAUGUGGCAUAAUGUCCAAACAGAUGGAGUUGAUCAACUUGUCAUUCCUGACAGAUAAAGAGAAUGAAGCAAUCAUGAACGUUCUCAUCCGUGAUGCGCAGUUGAAGAAACUGGAGGAUAAGCGAAUAAGAAAGUUGAAGAAUGAGCUGCUGGAAAUUCGGCGUAAAGGAGCCAAACGUGGCAGCCUGGACUACAGUGACAAGACUUGUGCUCGCUGUCAAAAGAGCCUUGGUCGCUUUGUUAAGAGUGGGCGUGUGUGCAAGCAGUGUAACCACCUGGUGUGCAAGGAGUGCGGCACUGAAGGUGUAAACCAAAUGUGGAAAUGCAACGUGUGCAUCAAAGAGUCAAAGCUGAAGAAACAGACUGGAGAUUGGUUCUUUGAAAAUCGAGCAAAAAGGCACACCAUUGAUUUUGGUAGUGAUAUUAUAAGAGCAUCACUAAAGAGGAAACAAGGGGAUGGUGUAGUAAAUAAGCGAGGGACGGCAGGGCAGGCAUUGCUACAACAGGCACUGGCGGUUGAGGCAAAGGAAAAUAUUGAGGCAAAGGCACAGCAGAAAAUUUCUCAAUAUGGAGGCAAGGUUUCUGGUGACCAGUCUGAAGCCCGAGAGGCUUCUGAUCAUCCAAGCGAUACAGAGUCCACUGGACGUGUGAGUGUCGGCAGCUACAACAAUCCACAAUUUGCCUCAAAUCACAGCACACCUAACAAUUCCAGGCGGAGUUCCUUAACUGAGAGUAACCUCGGUAAUGGGAUUGUCCUUCCCAUUCCCAGAGUCGUCAUAGGCAGCAUGACUCUUCCAGCCACGUCAACGCCAAUGGCCAUCAGCAAAGAAACUCGCACAAAAAUGCACGGCAGAAUUUCAGCGGAUGAAAAUGUUUCAGAAGGCACGUUUAAGAGAAAUGCAAAAUCUAUUCUAAAUCCCACAGAUUACAGUAAAUCAGUGAUGGAUCUUCGCGUAUCGGAUUCUGCUAACAAAGAGGAUUCCAUGGGAGACCGCAGUCGGUCAGUUCCAGGUCUCAAUGUGGAACAGGAUGAGGAGGAAGAGGAUAUUGAUAAACUGGUGACAAUCCACCGUAUGACAAAUCCUCGUCAUAGUCUCAAGAGUGGAAGUUCUGUGAGUACAAUGGGGAGCAUGGCCAGCAUCUACAGUGAAGCAGGUGACUUUGGCAAUGUUACAGUCACAGGGGAGAUCAUCUUCUUCCUCCGCUAUGACCAAAAGAAACAAGCCCUUAAUGUACACGUGAAGGAAUGCUACAACCUGGCUUACGGGGAUGAGAACAAGAAGAAAUCAAACCCCUAUGUGAAGUCUUACCUGUUACCAGAUAAAUCACGGCAAAGUAAACGCAAGACUACAAUUAAACGCAACACAACUAGCCCUAUCUACAAUGAAAUCUUACGGUAUGAAAUCAGUGAGUCGCAGUUAAUUAUGAGGACUUUGCAACUUUCUGUAUGGCACCAUGACCGCUUUGGGCGCAAUAGUUUCCUGGGAGAGGUGGACCUCUCGCUGGAUGUUUGGAAAUUCAACAGUGAAUCAGAGGAGAGACUUCCUCUUCACGGCAAGGCAAAUGAAGAGUCUGGGUAUAUCCCUCCUUACAAAGGGGAGUUGGUAAUUUCAAUAAAAUAUAUUCCAAGUACCAAAAGCGCUCCUGCAGACACGAGUAAGGGUAAGAAAGCCACAAGGUCAGUAGAGGGUGGGGAGCUCCAGGUGUGGAUUAAAGAGGCCAAGAACCUUGCACCAAUGAAAGUAGGAGGAACUUCAGACACCUUUGUCAAAGGGUACCUUCUCCCGUUCAGAACCAAAACAUCCAAGAGGAAAACUCCUGUGAUGAAGAAGACGUUGAAUCCUCACUACAACCACACCUUUAUGUACAAUGGCAUAAAAUCCGAGGAUUUGCAGCAUAUUUGUCUGGAAUUGACCGUCUGGGAUAGAGAGGCCCUGUCAUCCAAUGACUUUCUUGGAGGAGUCCGUCUUGGAUUUGGAACAGGAACAAGCAAUGGGCAGCAGGUGGAAUGGAUGGAUUCAACCGGAGAGGAGAUCAACAUUUGGAGCAGGAUGACCCAGUAUCCUGGCUCCUGGAUUGAAGGAACUCUGGCACUUCGUCCAGAUAUGACAGGAAAUAUAUAGGCAACAGAUUUGGGUCAAACAUCACAUUUGUAAAGUGUGAAAGUGGAAUAAUGUUAUCAAACUUUAAGUGCCCUAGCACAUAUUGAUAUUUGAUUCUGAAAAUAAAUCCAUACAACCUUUUCUACCAAAUUGUCCUUGAGAAAUCAAAUAUAUUUAAUUUACUCAAGAACUAGUCACAUCUUCCCGUCCCCACCAUUUUCUGCUUUCCACUGAUUUAUCUCUCCGUUCCUCUGUGGUUCACUCAUCCUUCCCCACCCAAUCCUCCUCCUCCCCAGGUACUUUCCCCCACAGCAGCAGGAGAUGCAACACCUGUCUCCACAUCUCUUCCCUCAUCUCUGUUUAGAGACCCCAAAAGCACUUCCAGGUGAGGUAGAUGUUUACUACCACCUCCUCCAACCGCUAUUGAAUUUGAUGCUCUUAAUGUGCCCUCCUCUACAUAGGUGCGAUCAAUUACAGACUGGAUGAUCUCUCCUCCAGGCCCUGCUGGAGCUCCCGGUUGCUACUCAUUUUCAUUCACCUUCCUAAAUCUAUACCGACCUUUUAGUUUUCGGCCAUCUCCACUGUCGGAGUGAGGACACAAAAAAUUGGAAGAAAACACCUCGAAUCCUGCUUGAGUACCAUACGCCCAAUUGUAUGAACAUUGAGUUUUCUAAUUUCAGGUUAACCCCACCCGUCUCAUCUAUCCUGUCCCUCCCCCUUACACACCUUUUAUCUCCCAUUCCCUCUGUCCCCUUCACCCAAUGUAUUUCCUCUCCUCCAUCCACUCCUCUUCCACUGCUUCUUGCUCAAUGUCGCCUAUUUUCCAAUUCCCCUUCCUCCAUUUCCUUCUCAGUUACUAUCUCCACCCAUCUGUCCCCACCUAACUUAUCUGCCAAUCACCCCCUCGCCUGAUUCCACCGAUCACUUGCCAGUUCUUGCUCCACCCGUUUGCCACAUAUCUCCCUAACACCUUUCACCCCUCUACUUCACCAAUCUAAGAAGGGUCCCGACCUGAAACGUCAUCUAUCCACAUCCCCCCAGAAAUACGGCCUGGCCUGCUGAGUUCCUCUUAUGGUUUGUUUUUUGCUUUGUUAAUUCUUCUGGUUGACUAUCCAAGAUAUGAACAUAUAACGUAUAGCACAGGAGCAGGCGCGUAGACCCACAAUGCUGUAUUGAACAUAAUCUCUACUCCCUCCCUACC